Messenger RNA from Phaeodactylum tricornutum CCAP 1055/1, 1449 nucleotides. RefSeq lists its product with no specific name. The transcript has a single exon. Gene Ontology annotation, molecular function: protein binding; aminoacyl-tRNA ligase activity; ATP binding. Gene Ontology annotation, biological process: tRNA aminoacylation for protein translation; maturation of SSU-rRNA from tricistronic rRNA transcript (SSU-rRNA, 5.8S rRNA, LSU-rRNA). The record is from RefSeq and is a predicted model, not a curated record. The annotation marks the transcript as partial. Gene Ontology annotation, cellular component: small-subunit processome; nucleolus; 90S preribosome. NCBI's taxonomy places the organism in Eukaryota, Bacillariophyta, Bacillariophyceae, Surirellales, Neidiaceae.
GCUGUCAAGGCGGCGGAGGCAGCCGACAUUCUCCAGACAGACCAAGCUGGGUUGCUGGAACCCGAAAACGAUAUGGAACGUACUACAUCCUUGACUCAGACGGAGCUCAAGCGCAAUUAUCUCGAUGAUGACACGGCUCGCCAUAUUUACAAUCUUGAUAUGCAUCAAUCAGCUCCAUACGGAUUAGAAUAUGACCGCAGUGGUCGUUACAACAUCAUGUACGGUGCCGCUGGGCACUUGGCAAUGAUGGAUUGUCACCAACAGUCCCUAGUGACGGAAUUUUACGUGCAAGAACGAAUUCGGGACGCCUGCUUCCUGCACAAUUUCACGCUCUUUGCCGCCGCUCAGAAGAAUCAUGCGUUCAUUUAUGAUCAGACUGGAGCCGAAGUACACCGCCUCUCCGAUCAUUCAGAUCCCAUGGCCCUGCAAUUUUUACCCUACCACUGGUUGUUGGCCUCGGUGGGCCGCGCCGGUUGGCUUAAGUAUCAGGAUACGAGUACGGGUGCGUUAGUAUCGCAACAUCGUACGCAGCUCGGUGCGUGUCGCGUAUUGCGACAAAACCCCACCAAUGCCAUUCUGCACGCGGGUCACUCGAAUGGUACCGUCACACUAUGGAGUCCGGCACAGGGAAAGUAUCUGGCGAAGCUUUUAUGUCACAAGGGCGCCGCAGUCCAUAGUCUCGCGGUGGAUCCCACUGGACAAGUGAUGGUGACGGGUGGGGCGGAUCGCCGGAUACGAAUCUGGGACCUGCGCAUGUAUAAGGAAACGAUCUCGUAUUUUGUCCGCGGCGGAGUUCCGACGAGCAUAGAUAUUUCUCAAAGGGGCUUGUUGGCAGUGGGGCACGCCGGGCAAACAACAAUUUGGAAUGCCGAUGCACUGCAUCGUAAGACUCAGGAUCCAUACAUGCACCACAGCAUGCCGCGUUGUGGGCCGGUGGAGACAGUGCGCUUCCGACCGUUUGAAGAUGUUUUGGGUAUCGGACACUCGCGAGGUGUAAGUAGUAUUGUUGUACCCGGGGCUGGUGAACCGUCUGUGGACACCUCGGAAUAUAAUACCAACCCCCAUCAGGAUGCUAAGCAACGUAAGGAGGCUGAAGUACGGGCGUUGCUCGAUAAAUUACAGCCAGAAAUGAUUGCCUUGGAUCCGGAUCAGGUUGGGGGUAUUGAAGAAUCCGACCCGCACAAGAGAUUGGAACGAUUACAAGAUCUGCAAGAAGAAGCCAAUCACAACAAAAAAGCACCUAAAAAAGAAAAAUCCAAGAAACGGGGUAGAAGCAAGAUUCAGACCAAGUUGCGACGCAAACACAAGAAUGUGGUUGAUCAGAAUACGCUCAAGUUGCGAGAGGCUCGAGAAAAAGAAAAGGUAGCCAAAGCGACUGAGAUCAGAGGUGAAAUUGCGUCAGAAGCACCGAGAGAACAAGCACCGUCGGCGUUGAAACGCUUCUUUUAA